GAGAGACCUGGCAAUGUGUCUCGAACACCCUGAGGUUCACCCCGUCUGGGGGGUGGGGGGAGAAAGCUAUCAUCUAAGUCUUGUCAUAGCCUGACACGAGCUGGCAGCGAGCGAGAUGCACGGUGUUUUACAGAUCAGUAAUGGUGGGUUCUACGGUUGCGGGCGUACCGUUGAAGGUGCGUGGAUCAUUGAAGCGGAUUACACCCGAGGGGCUGGUGCCCGAGGUGCCCGAAGCGGGCGCCGCACCUUGCAAAGAGGUAGCGAAAUUCCCCAGAGCAACCUGUAUAGAGGCCUGGUUGGUGACGAAAGUAGUCUGUGCGCCGGCGAGGCCGUCGAUGGCCUUCACAGCCUAUGCGAGGGCUCGCAAGGCGGGGGAUCAUCAGUGCCAACAGGCACUGCAUGGCUUGGGGCUGAGCAUUCGAGGAGGGAUCGAAACGACUAUCAGCUGCCAGUGGCAUUGACCACCAGAAGCGAAGCCUGCUGGAGCAGCUCGGCCAAGGUGUAUCAUAGAUAGGCCAUAUCAUCCUUCGGGAAGACCGCCCACACGGUCGGUAGCGCUGCGAAGACUGAAGAAUGGAGGUCACGAUGUCUAGGCGCCUCAUGUUCACAAUGUCUACACACAUAUAUA
Molecule: messenger RNA, 628 nt
Organism: Laetiporus sulphureus 93-53
Lineage: Eukaryota; Fungi; Basidiomycota; Agaricomycetes; Polyporales; Laetiporaceae
Exons: 1
Coding region: 116-514 (132 amino acids)
Source: RefSeq, a predicted model, not a curated record